This is a messenger RNA of Nicrophorus vespilloides, 4259 nucleotides long. Its product is annotated as toll-like receptor 6. The record is from RefSeq and is a predicted model, not a curated record. Lineage: Eukaryota; Metazoa; Arthropoda; Insecta; Coleoptera; Silphidae. The coding region runs from base 194 to 4144 and encodes 1316 amino acids. Gene Ontology annotation, biological process: signal transduction. The transcript has a single exon. Gene Ontology annotation, molecular function: protein binding.
GUCGUUUGGUGCAGACGUGUACAUCACUAAAGAAAGAAAAGCGCGCACCCAAGAACACGCGUUAGUUUAAAAAAUAAACGUUAAGUGUUUUAGUGAUGUGUUAACGGCAAAGACUUUAGUUCGCGUUCGUUGACUAGUGUUCCAGUUUGAUAAAUUGUAUUUGGGAAUAUUUAGUUUAAAUGCGUUAGAGACAAUGGAGAAAGUAUUAUUGUUCGCGAUCUGCGUGACGACGGUGGUGAGUGGUAGAUAUCUGAAGAGUAUUGAAGAGCCUCCGAAAGGAUGCGAAUGGCAAAUGCAACCCGUUUUCGAUAAUGAUUUGGUGGAGGAACCGGUGCUCUCGUGCCAAUUGAGAACCAUCAACGGAGCCGAUACUCUCCUCUCGAGUUUGACCCAGAGCCAAGCGGACCUCGUUACCGCAUUGAAAUUGGAGUGCAACGAUGUCCUCUUCUACGAAAGCACACUAGAAUCGAAACCGGAAUUCCUAUCAAAGCUACGCAAUUUGAAGGAUUUGAGGGUGGAGUAUUGCAAGAUUAGAAACGUUCCGGCGAUGGUCCUGACGCCCCUCAGGCACCUGAAGAGAUUCUCGCUGCGAUCGCACAACUCUGAUUGGUCUGCGAUGACGCUCGAACUGCAUCCGGAGAGUUUCAGAGGAAUGGUUGAGCUGCGAACGCUCGAUCUCGGGGACAACAACAUUUGGAAUUUGCCCGCGGAUCUCUUCUGCCCGUUCUACAGUUUAACGAAAGUUAAUUUGACGAAGAACAAGCUGCAGGACAUCACGAGUUUGGGAUUCUCGGAUUGGGGAAAAGGUCCUUUGGCUCCGGGCCUUGCUUGUGUCAGCCGCUUCGAAGUGCUCGACCUCUCCGAUAACGAGAUCAUCGCCUUGCCCGAUAACUCUUUAAGUGGAAUGCGAUCUUUGGAGGUGCUGCAUUUACAAGACAACGCGAUCUCCACGAUAGGAGACCGCGCUUUCGUUGGAUUAGUCGCAUUGCAAUCUCUAAACAUAUCGAGCAACUGUUUGGUGGCUCUUCCUCCAGAACUGUUUGUUUCAUCGAGGGAUCUUCGUCACCUUUACCUGCAGAACAACUCUCUCAGCGUCUUAGCGCCGGGACUUCUCGAAGGAUUGGAUCAAUUACAAGUGCUCGAUCUUUCACGCAACGAACUUUCGACACGUUGGGUUAACAGGGACACGUUUUCCGGCCUUGUUCGUUUAGUCAUCCUCAAUCUGGCUCACAAUCAAUUGACGCGUAUCGAUUCAAACAUAUUCCACGAUCUGUACACCCUGCAGGUCCUGAGCCUCGAACACAACAAUAUUGAUUUCAUCGCGGAGGGUGCCUUUACUGAGUUGAAGAAUCUGCACGCCCUCACCCUCUCUCACAACAUGAUUAAACAGAUCGAGUCGCAAUUCUUCACCGGAAUGUUUGCCCUGCAUGAACUUCUACUGGACGCCAACGAGAUCGAAUACAUCCACCCUCUGGCCUUCGAGAACGUGACUAAUCUACAGGACCUUGGUUUGAAUGGAAACUCUCUUGGUGGCAUACCCGACGGACUCGGUAAAUUGAGGUUCUUGAAGUCUUUGGAUUUGGGUAACAACCACAUCGAAUCCGUGCAUAAUUCAUCGUUCGAAGGGCUCGAUCUGCUGUACGGACUUCGGCUCGUCGACAAUCAUAUCGUGAAUGUAUCGCGCGACGCCUUCUCCACGCUGCCUUCUCUCCAAGUCCUGAAUUUGGCGUCGAAUAGGAUAAAAUACGUGGAACAAAGCGCAUUUGCAAGUAAUCCUACAUUGAAAGCAGUUCGUUUGGAUGCGAAUGAACUUUCUGAUAUUAGCGGCGUCUUCACCAAUCUCCACAGCCUCAUUUGGUUGAACGUCUCUUCGAACAGUUUGAUUCAUUUCGAUUUUAGUCAUUUACCUACGAAUUUGACGUGGCUUGAUAUGCACAACAACCGGAUCACGGAUCUGGGAAAUUUCUACGAUGUUCGUAGCACGCUGAAGAUCAAGAUGCUCGACGUUAGUUUCAAUUUGAUUGAGAAAAUCACCGAGGAUUCCGUGCCGGAUAGCGUGGAGACGCUGUUCUUGAACAAUAACCGCAUAAAUUUGGUGCAGCCGAACGCGUUUCAGAAUAAAUUGCAUUUGGAGAAAGUCGUGCUCUAUGGGAACGAUAUUAAAUAUCUGGACGUUGCCGCUCUUAGUAUUUCCCCUGUAUCCGAUGAUCGAGACUUGCCGCAAUUCUACAUCGCCGGGAAUCCGUUUUACUGCGACUGCAAGAUGGAAUGGUUGUUGAGGAUCAAUCACAUGAGUUCAUUGAGGCAGUACCCGCAAGUGUUGGAUCUGGAUAGCGUGACCUGCGAGCUGGCGCACUCAAGAGGAUCGCCGCCUCAACCUCUGCUCGAUUUAAAGCCGAGCCAAUUCCUGUGUCCGUACGAGUCUCAUUGUUUCGCCGUUUGCCAUUGCUGCGACUUCAACGCUUGCGAUUGCGAGAUGACCUGUCCCAAUAACUGCAGCUGCUACCACGACCACACGUGGUCCUCGAACGUGGUCGACUGUAGCAAUGCCGGCUACACCGAAUUGCCCGAGAAAAUACCGAUGGACGCGACUGAAAUUUACCUGGACGGCAAUAACUUAGGCGAGCUCGGCAGUCACGUAUUCAUCGGCAAGAAAAAACUGGAGGUUCUGUUCCUGAACAACAGCAACAUCGCGGCCGUACAUAAUAGGACGUUCAACGGCGUUAAAUCACUCAAAGUCCUGCACAUGGAGAACAAUAAAUUGGAGGAGCUGCGCGGUUUCGAGUUCGAUCAACUGGAGCGACUCAGCGAACUAUAUCUGGACCACAACAAGAUCGCGUACGUCGGCAACAACACCUUCGGAAAGCUGAGAAAGUUGGAGGUGCUCAAAUUGGAUGAGAACCGGAUCGUGGACUUCACGCCGUGGCAGCAGCUGGCGUCGCACACAGACACGACGCCGCGCGUCUCCUUGGAAGGCAACAAGUGGUCGUGCGAAUGCAGCUCGUUGGCCCGUCUCGAGGUUUGGCUGAGGGAAACGGGAGGAGAUCCAUCGAAGAUGUUCUGCUCGGAAAAUCGUGGGACUGAAACUUUGUCCGAUGUAAUCAGGCGGUGCGGAAACACGGUGAACGCUGUUGCCACCUCCGUGAUCCAACGCGACGUCUUCAAGAACAACCCUCUGCUCGGAGGCACUUACAUUCCUUUACUCGCCGCAACCCUCGUCGCUAUCAUCGUCAUUUGUUUAAUCAUCGCCGUGGCGUUCGUCUUCAGACAAGACGUGCGAUUGUGGGCGCACUCCAAGUACGGAAUCCGUUUAUUCCACGAUUCCUCCGCUUCCGAAGCCGAUGAUCGCUUGUACGAUUGCUACGUGGUUUACAGCCACAAAGACGAGGACCUCGCCGCCAGAAUUAUCGCCCCCGAAUUGGAACAAUCCGGGUACUCGAUGUGUCUCCACUACAGGGAUCUUCACCUCAUGGGCGGCGCUUCUUAUCUCGCCGAUGCCAUGGUUGGAGCGGCGGAUGCUUCGCGAAGGGUCAUCUUCAUAGUGUCUCCAGGUCUUCUGAACAACGAGUGGGCUCGUCCCGAUUUCCGAGCGGCUUUACAAGCGGCCCUUCGCACCGGACAAAAACUAGUUUGCGUUUUGCACGGCGAUCCUCUGGAGCCGAUGGAUCCGGAGCUGAGGGACCUUUUGCGUGCGUGCACUGUGACCAGGUGGGGUGAACGUCGCUUCUGGGAGAAGCUCCGUUUCGCCAUGCCCGAUAUCAACAUGCGUUCAGUAAGGAGGAGCGCGAAGAAACCUGCGGCGGAUAUCCGCUGCAAGACGAGCGCCAGAUACACGGCCGCUCCCACGGCCCCAGAAGUUUGGUAUAAGUAUGCGACAAUGCCAGGAGUCCAUUCCGCUCUCACCCCGACGCCCACUCAGAGCACUUACGUGAGUGGAGAAUCUGCAAGAAGCACCGAAGACGAAGCCGGUUCCAGCGCAAGCAGUCAACACUACGGAGGUUCCGAGCAGCUGAACCACAGUUACGUCUCCAUCGACGGUAGACCCCCGCAGUACACUCAAAUACCUCCGUGCCGUGAACCCCAUCACCUCUACUCCACCAUUCCCGACUCGCAACCGCCCCAAUCGCGAACGUACUUCGUUUAAUUCCCAAAAAAAAAAACGAUUAUUCAAAGGCUGUUUUUAAUUUUAGUUGAUCCCCUAUAUAUUUAUAACUAAGAAAAAGCAAAUAAUAAUAAUACUCGCUCCCAUUAUACGAUAC